Molecule: messenger RNA, 1338 nt
Organism: Bradysia coprophila
Lineage: Eukaryota; Metazoa; Arthropoda; Insecta; Diptera; Sciaridae
Product: antizyme inhibitor 2 pseudogene
Source: RefSeq, a predicted model, not a curated record
AUAGUUCUUAUCACCAAAAUUCCGCUUAUCGGAACUAAAAAAUUGAAACUUUUUCCGAGUAUUCAACAGUUCUCAAUUAUAUCUCAAUUUCGAUGGAUUUAAUUCGUUUGAUUCGUACAAAAAUUGACGAAAGAUUGUCUGCCGGAGAUGAUAAUUCGUUUUAUAUUUUGGAUGUAAACGAUGUUCGUUUAAAAUAUGAAAACUGGACCAAAGAAAUUCCUCGCGUUGUUCCAUUCUAUGCGAUCAAGUGUAACGAUGACGCGGUGAUUGUAAAAACUUUGGCAGACCUAGGAACUGGAUUUGACUGUGCAUCGAUUAGCGAAUUAGAUCAAAUCUUAACGAUGGGCAUAAAUCAAAACCGAAUAAUUUAUUCGCACACAGUGAAACAGGCUUCUCAUUUACAGUAUGCCGCUGAUAAGCAAGUAGAUAUGGUAACGUUUGACAGUAUGGGUGAGCUGAUUAAAAUCAAAAAUAUACAUCCAAAUGCGAAGGCUGUGCUGCGUAUCAAAUUCGAUGCCGAGAAAUCGAUCAUUUGCAUGGGAAUCAAAUUUGGCUGUGAUCCAUUGACUGAAGCACCGGAUUUGAUUAGAAAAUGUCAAGAACUCGGAGCCUUGCACUCAGUUCGACAGUUGUUCGAUGUGGCUGAUACAUAUGGAUUCAAAUUACAGCUGGUCAAUAUAGGCGGUGGAUUCAUGGGAAAUGACAUGAGUUUACUUGCCAAUUAUGCCAAAUAUAUAAAUCGAGGCAUCGAUCUCUAUUUUCCAGAUCCGUCUUUGACCAUUAUCUCUGAACCUGGUCGCUACUUCUCGGAGUCUGCCCUCACUUUGGUGGUUCAAGUGAUACUGAAGAAAGUCUCCAGCGACGGUCAUGUUCAUUAUUACAUCAAUGACAGCAUCUACCAUUCAUUUUGCAUUGCUUUCAUUUACGAAUCAAAACUGAAAUUCAGUGUCAUUCGAAAAACUAUAAAAUCGAGUACACCCAUUGAACGUGCAUCAACCAUUUGGGGUCAGACGUGCAAUACAAAGGAUAAAAUAGUUGGAAAUGAAAUUAUGCCGGAAAUGGAAAUCGGUGACUAUUUGGCAUUUGAGAACAUGGGGGCCUAUACAACGACUGUAUCAACACGAUUCAAUGGAUUCAAAAUCGGCGAAAUUAUACACAUCAAUAGAUGAUUUUUCGUUCAUUGGCGAUAUGCAUCUAUUGAACAGUUUUAGCAAUUAACGAACUUCAGAGAUAUAAUUUUUGAUAUCCAACGACGACAUUCAAUUGAUCAGAUCAGACCACUUAGUGGCGAUUAAUACGAAAUUUGUAAUUUUCAUGUCACUUAAUAAAAUGUUAAGA